AUGUGCUGGUGGGCGCUUCCUCUCCCUCCUCCUCCUCCUCUCCACCGCCGCGACGCCGCGAGAAAACAAAAACAAACACAACGACGACAACAACGGACGGAGCACGCCUCGAUUGGGAGAAAUAAGUAUCCACCCCGUGCGGUCUUUCCCUCCUCUUCCUCCUCCUCUUUUCAAACUGUCACGGAAGAAGUCGUCGUCGUGGACGAAAAACUUACAGUGCAUAUUUGUCGUCCCAAGUCCGAAGAUGCAGUCAUAGAAUAUUACAUCGAAAAGAAACAAUUGGAUGCGGACCCGUAUUGGGCCGCUUUGUGGCCUUCCGCGCGUGCAUUAUCAGCGCACCUCGCGCACAUGCACUUUGACGACGAGGAGGAAGCAACAGAACACUCUCACGGUGGGUUUUCGAUACGAGGAAAAACGGUCGCCGAACUCGGUUGCGGACUUGGUUUAGUAGGCAUAACGCUAGCAAAGUUAGGAGCAAAGUCGGUGACUUUGUUUGACAGAGAACCUCUGUGUUUAGAAUGCGCCAACAGAAGUGCUGAACUUAACGACGUGGAGAGCAUAGUUAAAACGGAAGUGUUGGACUGGAACGCUCCGGCCGACAAAAAUAAGUUGAACAACUUUGACAUUUUGGUCGCCGCCGACGUUCUGUACGAACGGCACGCGGUUGAACCAGUGAGCGAAUUUUGCUCGAAUUUCGUCAAAGCAAACGGAGGUCAAGUCUUCAUAGCGGAUCCACCGCUCCGAGCUCCGCAGAAUCGAGAACGUUUCAAGAAGAUGAUGGUAGAAGAGAAACAGACAAAACUCGUUUCGGAAAAGAGAAAAAAGCACUUGUUGGACGAAGUUCUUGUCCUCGAGUUGAUGAGAUUAUGA
Molecule: messenger RNA, 870 nt
Organism: Bathycoccus prasinos
Lineage: Eukaryota; Viridiplantae; Chlorophyta; Mamiellophyceae; Mamiellales; Bathycoccaceae
Exons: 1
Coding region: 1-870 (289 amino acids)
Source: RefSeq, a predicted model, not a curated record